CGCGCGCCCGCAGUUUGCCGCGAGCUGUCGAGUCGUACGCACGUGUCACAAUGGAGGGGACAAUGCCCGAAGACGAAGGAAUCGCCCCCGACCGCCGCCCCUCCACCGACGAGCAUGCCGACUCCUCGGACACCGCCUCCGAGGCGUCCGCUGGCGGGAAGGACUCGGGGUGCGAGGUAGCCGUCGACGCACAGGAACCACCCUAUUCCCCGCCCGACGAAGAACUUGCCAACCGCAUCGUCUCACAAGUCGAGUUCUACUUCUCCGACGCGAACAUCACCAAGGAUGCCUUCCUGUUGAAGCACGUCAGGAGGAACAAGGAGGGGUAUGUCUCCCUAAAGCUCAUCUCGAGUUUCAAACGAGUGAAGCAUCUGACCAAGGACUGGAGAGUUGUCGCCGAGGCUUUGAAGCGGUCCACUAAGCUGGAGAUCAACGAAGCCGGGACGAAGCUCCGCAGGAUCGAGCCCUUGCCACCGUACGAUGAGACCACACCGUCGAGGACCGUCGUCGCUGUGAAAAUGCCCAUAGAUCGUCCCUCGGUGGAAAACGUCUCCCGUCUCUUCGCAGGGUGUGGGGAGAUCGCCCUGGUACGUGUGUUGAGACCAGGUAAUCCUGUGCCCGCGGACGUCCGUCAGUUCCUCAAUAAGAACCCGAGUUUAGUUAACUGUGUGUGUGCUUUAGUGGAGUUUACCGAGUCAGAAUCGGCUAGGGAAGCGUUGCGUCUUCAGGGCCCUGAGGAGGAGGGCAUGAAAGUGUAUGAGCUGAAUGGUGUUCCUAAGGAGCCGAAGAGGAAAGCCCCGAUCCGCCGCGCACCCCCGCGCCGCCACGAGUGUGAAUACUCCUCGUGUUGCAGCGGCUCCGAGGCCGAAUACGAUUACAGAUACGGCAACCCGUUCUACAGAAGAAACUCGAGUGGGUUCUUUGCGCCGCGCGCUCCAGAGAUCCAAACGUGGGUGCCGCGGAGGCCGUCCACUUGCAGUCACAGUUCGGAUUCUGGUGUGUCGUUCUACUGCAACUCUAGGAGAGCGUCGCAGGCGAGUACUGGGAGCAACAGCAGCGCGGAGGGGUGGCUGUCGAGGAGGUUGUCGGGGUGUUCGUUGUCUGGCACUGAGUGUGGUGGGAGGCGGUUGUCGUGCGCGCCGCGGUUCGAGCCGCGGACGCCGGUGGUCCCCGACGGCACGCGCGGCUUCCACGCCGCCGCCCGCCAGCGGAGAAUCUCGGACCUCGCGCUAUAUUCUCGCUAGAAAGUGCUCGCCGAGCGUAACUCCUUUCUAAUCACGUUGGAUAACUGCCUUUCACGCUGGCCGCCGUUUUUUAAUCUAUUUCGUACGAGGAAACGACGCUGCGCAUUGUUUACGCGAUCGCGUGUUCCGUUAAGCUAUUUUAUAUUUUUUUCUUUUUGUAAUGCGAUCGGAUUUUCGUAAUUGACGCUCUCGCGGCGUUCGUUUCGCAGUUUGAUAAUUUGAACUAGGCCGUCCGUAAAUUUAAGAUUUCUACCUAUUUAUGUAACUUUUUCUGCAUAGUAUGAAAAAGAUUGUGAUGAGCUCAUUUAGUUUGUAAGCCACACACAGCUGUGUUAAACUGUAAUUUAUUAGAGUUAUUUAUUCGUAAAUCGCGUAAUUUAUUACGAUAUGCGCGCAUGCGUCGUGGAGGAGUUUUCAUCCGAGCUAUGUCCGAGUUGUGUGCACAAAAUGAAUUAACAAAAUCGACAUUCGCGAGCGAAUGUAGACUCUAAACGUUGAGCCUUAAUAUCUUAAUUGUAAAGAUCUCGUCUAAAUUGUGAAGCGGAAUAACGGACCGAAACGGAAUGGAAGUUACGCAAGAAAAUUGCUAUGAAAUGAAUAUACUGAUAUGCGUUCUGAAAACUGGAGUAAGAGGCAACGGUAACAUGUUAUUCGGCCUGUCAUUCCGCCAAAUACGCACCACGACGCGUUAUGGCGACACUAACAGAAUUUCAAAUACAUACAUUGUUUACUAAAAAUAAGUCAUUAAUUUAACUUAUAAGUCAGUCGCGCCAUGUCAUAUGUUUUAUUUUAAGUUUUUUUAAUGUUAUUUUUAAGCUUUUGUUGUGAUGUAGUGUACAAGGAGAAUGUAUACAAGUUGCGUAAGUACCCACUUUCGUGUCUUGAGCGGGUUACUUUAUUUAUUUUUUUAGUUGCGGUUCGAGAGUAAACGGUUGAAAUAGCGAAGGGGAAAAAUUAUAAAAUCAUUCUUGACUAAAAAUUUACAUAACAACAUAAACAGUUCUUGUAUGUCCCACGUCUGAGUCUGUCCCCCCUACAACAAAAGGGGUGUUAUACCACUGCUGCAUUGUCUAUUUGGUGGCGAUGUACAGUCAUGAGCAAUAUCAUGUACACACUUUAGAACCUCGUCGCACUAUCAUAUUUGUCAUUUAAUGAGACUUACGGUUUCAUUUGCAACAAAGUUAAUGUAAUAUUUUCAAAGUGUAUACAUAUUAGUAUAUUCAAACUUUUAAAGACAUUGUAUUAUAUAAAAACCAGUGAUUUACUAACUAUAGAUAUAUUCAGUGGAGGUAAAAUAAACCUACUUAUAAGUAGCCGUAAGAUUACAUAUCAUAGACUGUCCAUAAAAUACUUUCACCUUCGCUGCCUUUAACCGCUGACUCACAAACCUCAACUCUUGCGCGAUACAUACUCGCGAUAAUUUUGAAUUUCGAACGGGAAUCGUUCCGGUA
Molecule: messenger RNA, 2695 nt
Organism: Pectinophora gossypiella (pink bollworm)
Lineage: Eukaryota; Metazoa; Arthropoda; Insecta; Lepidoptera; Gelechiidae
Gene: Achl
Product: la-related protein 6
Exons: 1
Coding region: 51-1244 (397 amino acids)
Biological process (GO): RNA processing
Cellular component (GO): nucleus
Molecular function (GO): mRNA binding
Source: RefSeq, a predicted model, not a curated record